Messenger RNA from Venustampulla echinocandica, 636 nucleotides. RefSeq names its product Glucosamine-phosphate N-acetyltransferase. Gene Ontology annotation, biological process: UDP-N-acetylglucosamine biosynthetic process. Gene Ontology annotation, molecular function: monosaccharide binding; glucosamine 6-phosphate N-acetyltransferase activity. The transcript has 3 exons. Lineage: Eukaryota; Fungi; Ascomycota; Leotiomycetes; Helotiales; Pleuroascaceae. The record is from RefSeq and is a predicted model, not a curated record. Bases 1 to 636 code for a protein of 211 amino acids. Gene Ontology annotation, cellular component: endoplasmic reticulum; Golgi apparatus; endoplasmic reticulum-Golgi intermediate compartment.
AUGACCAGUUCCGCCUCGACCUCCGCAAUGAACACCCCAACGUCCACAACUGGCUCCCAGCUAGACUCGCACCCCGACUCACACCUCAACUUACACCUCAAUUCCACCCACAUCAGUGAGGACGGCCUUUUCACAGCAGAACUGAUAUCCCCCUUAAUCGCCGCCUCACUCCCAGAAUCAUACACAAUCCGCGCACUACGUAAAUCCGACUAUGCGCGCGGCUUCCUGGACUGUUUACGGGUGCUGACGACAGUGGGCGAUAUCACGGAGGAGCAGUGGAGUGGGCGAUAUGAAUGGAUGACUACCCAAGGAAAGGGAUGUUACUAUCUACUCGUGGUGGAUGACGGGUCUCGGAUCGUCGGCACAGGGGCAUUGAUUGUGGAGAGGAAAUUCAUCCAUAACCUCGGCCUCGUGGGCCACAUCGAAGACAUCGCCGUCGCCCAAGACCAACAGGGUAAGAAGCUGGGCCUGAAAAUUAUCCAAGCGCUGGAUUUCGUCGCCGCAAAAGUCGGGUGCUACAAGAGUAUCCUGGAUUGUAGCGAGGCGAACGAGGGAUUCUACAUCAAAUGCGGGUUCAGGCGUGCUGGGUUGGAGAUGGCGCAUUAUUAUGACCCUCCGAAAAGUUCUCAUUUGUAG